UGGUCCACAGAGCGCGUUCACGAACUUCCCGAUUUUGAGUGAACGUCAGGCGCUAGGUAUUUCUUUCUUGGCACUGGCGGGCGAGAAGUUUUGAGGCCACGUGCCAACAAGGCUCACGUAUUGUGCUAAGACAGUCGGUACCGCACACUCCGGCAACAGAAGCAGCAUGCGGCCGUUGUUGUUGUGCAUCUGCAUGGUGGCGAGUCUCGUCCCGGUCUCUGCCUUCGACCAGUUCGGCCCGCGCCCCCCGGAACGAUGCGAGGCACUACGACAAGACAGUUGCCGUCAGUUCUACAACAACACCGUCGUGCCCAACAAAUUCGACCACUAUACUCAAGCGGAGGCGGCAACUGAGAUGAGUCACUAUCCAGUUCAGUCAAUGAACUGCUCGGACGAGCUCUUGUUUCUUCUCUGCGCGUUAUAUUUCCCCAUCUGCACUGACUACAGCCACCUGCUCUCUCUACCACCUUGUCGGUCCGUUUGUCUGCGUGUACGGAGGAGGUGUGAGCCAUAUCUGGUCGAGAGAGGAUAUCCAUGGCCUGAUCGACUCAACUGCGAGCGACUGCCGGAGAGAGACGAGGCCAACGGUGUCGUCUGCAUGUCGGACAACCGCACGGAAAGCUCGUGGACACCGAUACCGACGUCCGUCCCCGAAAUGGGUGGCACCAGCAGUCACGAAGGAGGAGGGACCGACGAGGAGUCCACGCGGCCGAGCACUCUACAAGAGUGCAGAAGCCCGUUGAUACCGAGCGGGAGCAAGUCCGACUCUUUUGCCGGCUUGUCGUACUGCAGGGCGCCGUGUAACACUUUCUACGACGAGGAGCAGCUUCGCUUCGCUUCCGACUGGAUCCUAGCGUGGUCGUGUAUCUCUCUGACGGCGGUCAUUGCCAGUCUGCUCUACUUCUACCUGAACAAAGAUCGGUUCUACGACAUUGAACGUCCAAUCCUCUACCUCACAUGUUGUUACGUACCGGUGGCUGUAGCCUACAUCAUCGGCUUUGGUGCAGACAAAACGUCCAUCGCCUGCUAUGAAGGUCAAGGAACAGAGGGAACGCACUUGAACGAAACAGCUCAAAGAAUUGAAGAAUGGAAAAACGCGCCGUGCGUUAUCACAUUCCUGCUAAGCUCCUACUUCGAAACGGCUGCGCAUACAUGGUGGGUCGUUCUGACGCUUUACCUGUUUACAGCGGCUGGCAUCGGAUGGGAUGUCGCUCGCAUUUCUCACUUGUUCCGAUACUUUCACGCGUUAGCCUGGUCAGUACCUGCCAUCCAGGUGGUCAUCGUUCUUGCGCUACAGGCUGUCGACGGCGACCCGCUCUCAAACAUUUGUUCGCCGGGAAACAGCAACCUCGUCUUCUUCACCGGAUUCGUCGUUGCACAGCUCAUCGUGUUUCUCAUCCUCGGAGCCGUCUUUCUCGUUUGCGGACUCGUCGCUGCGAAGAGGCAAUCGUCAAACCCAAGAAUCGAUGAAGUAAGACUACAACACAUUGACCGUUUGUCGUCGAGCAGCCAGCGUCGACUGGUGAGGUCCUCGCUUGGAAACGACAACAGAACUGAGAGCAGGACGGGAAGUAGGACUGAAAGUAUGACCGAAAGUAUGCCGGAAAGUAUGGCGGCAUGCAAGGAGGGAGAAUUUCCGAUUGCCGCUUCUCUCCUCGGCCUCUUCUACCUUAUCAUCGUUACUCUGCUCUUGGCGUGCGUUCUCUACGAGCAGCAAAGUCGAGCGACGUGGGAAAAAGACUUUGCCAACUGCGUGGUGAACAACCUGGGCUGUGAAUCUCGUUCCAGACCUCCAGCCACCAUCUAUCUUCUCAAAUAUCUCAUGACACUGGCGGGUGCUGUAGUGAUUGCACUAUGGGCAUGGGCCGGUAAACUACGGUCGUCGAAAAACUGUAAAAUGUGCCAUUUUGAUUGGACACCAAAGGAGUGUGUGAGAAACUGCCAGCAGCCGGGCUCGCCAGGAGGCCCCAUCACUACUGUAGUUUGAGUACGAUUUCUGUAGUAUUGACUUUCCGCCAUGAAACUCAUUUCGGUGUUGUAGGGGAGACACCCGUAUUUUUCUAUAGGCUGUAAGUAGCUAGACAAGCUAAAUGUUCUAUUUCUGUAAGCCGACGGUUACACUAAACAUUGCAUCUAACUGUACUAGCUUGACAGUCAUUUUUCUUACUUGCUUCAUGUUACGCUAUAGUACAAACAUGUAAACAAAUACAAACACAAUAAUUAAUUAAUUAAUCACUGAUUGAAAAUUUGAAGGUCAGAAUGCA
This is a messenger RNA of Corticium candelabrum, 2264 nucleotides long. RefSeq names its product frizzled-2-like. Gene Ontology annotation, molecular function: Wnt-protein binding; Wnt receptor activity. Gene Ontology annotation, cellular component: plasma membrane. Gene Ontology annotation, biological process: canonical Wnt signaling pathway; non-canonical Wnt signaling pathway. The record is from RefSeq and is a predicted model, not a curated record. NCBI's taxonomy places the organism in Eukaryota, Metazoa, Porifera, Homoscleromorpha, Homosclerophorida, Plakinidae. The transcript is spliced from 3 exons. The coding region runs from base 167 to 1987 and encodes 606 amino acids.